UUCGCGCGCUGUCGGUCCGCGGGAGCAUGAGAAGCGCUGGCAGUUCCCGUGCGGGCUCUGCCUGCUCCAGGCUCAUCGACGUGACCAGCAACGCACCGUUGCUGCGCUCGCCCGCCAGCGUCUCAGCCUCUUCCGAAGCGGAGCAGAGAACUCAUAAUUAUUUGCUACUGGAUGUUCCUGACACUCGAGAACAGCUAGUCCAUUAUCGGAAUGCAGCAGAAACAGCCAGCAGUGAGCUUGCUGCACUCCUAGUGAAGUAUGAAUGUGCUCAAGCAGAGAUUCUAGAUCUUAAAUCCAGAAUAGCCUCACAGGAAAUCGCUAUACAAGAAUUCAAAGCUGAAGUUGGGGGCUAUAAGGAGAAUGAUGCUCGCCAAUCUUCUCUCCUUUUUUCCAUGCAACACAAAUUCCAAGAACUUGAGAAGGAAUCAGGCACAAUUGCUAUUUCCAAACAUCAAGCAGAGCUAAAAUCACAGGCUAUUCUCCAAGAGAACUUGGAGCUAAAGGAGAAAAUACACGAACAAGAAGAGCAGAUCAGAAAAUGUUUGAAUAAAUCUGAAGAAAGCAAAUCCUAUGCAUCUAAGGUCAGCAAAGAACAAAAUGAAUUCAUCGCACAACUUUGUCAUCUUCUGGAACUGGGCAUAAGAGGAAAUGAAGAGUCACCAGAACGUCUGCUCUCCAAGAUUCGUGGAAUGCGUGAAGAAAAUAACAUGCUAAAAGAACAAAAAGAUACCUUCAGAGAAACUGUAACAAUUCAUGAGAUGGAACUGAAAGCCAACAGAGAAACCAUCAUGAGGCUUGUCUCAGAAGUGAACAAGGAGCAAAAAAAAGCAGCGGCUUGCUCUCAAGACAUAGAAAAGCUAAGUGAUGAUUUAAGCAACAUUGCAGGAGCUAAGCAGAAUCUUGAGGAGGAGAUCAGAAGCCUCCAAGACCGAUUGGCAGCCAGCCAACGGGCUUGGGAAGAAUUGGGCCAACUAAAAGUCCAUUGCAAUGAAAAAGAAGCGGAAUUGAGAACUAGUCUAGAGCAGGCCAGGGAAGAAAAAAAGCUGCACAAUGAAUUCAAAGAUCAAAUCGUGACUUUACUGGGGAGUAACCCCACUGUAGCGACUCCCUCCAAGGAAGACAUUGUGGAAAAAAUCCGAGAGUUGUGCCACAGAGAGGAGAGCAAAAAAAGACUUUGUUCUGAGCAAACUGGAUGCCUUUCUCCUCAUAUUUUCUUUCCAAAGUAUCUUAAGUUUCUGGAUCAGCUCUCUGAAAAGAUGAACCUGGACAGAAUAGCAGUGGAGGUUGGAUUUGACAUGAGGUUGGAUGCAGUGCUGGCUCGCGCAGAGCAGUUGAUCAAGUUGGAAGGAGAUACAUUGACUGACAAUAAGAUCAUGGUCCGAAACCUACAGAGGAAGGUAAAAACUCAGAAAGAGCAACUUGAGAACAAAGAAUUGCAUGUGAAACUUUUGCGUCAGAAGAUCGUCCAUCUGGAAGAAGAGAAGCAAGUGCGCACAGCCCUGGCAGUAGAAAGGGAUGAGGCCAACCUCACACUCAGAAAGUUACAAAAGAAAACAGACAGAUUGCAGAAUGAACUUUCUUUGGCGAGAGAAACAAACACAGAUCUGAAAGUUAAACUUGCUGACACGAACGAACUGAAGAUCAAAGCACUGGAGCAAGACAAAACCAUAGAAGAACUAAGCAAAUCUCAAGAGAAACUGGAAAAGAUGAAGACAAAAGUUGAGAAGCAAUUAACCUGUGUCCAGUCUGAGCUACAUGUUAGAGAACGUGAAGCAAAGGAAAAUAAAGAAAAGGCUAAACACUUGUUGGAGUCUGUGACUACAGAAGCAACAGCACUUAAAUCAACUCUUGAAGAAGUCAUGAAAAGAGAGAAACAGCUGGCAGAUUUCCGAAGAGUCAUCUCUCGCAUGCUGGGUCUCAAUAUUGACACUGUGGCUCUUCCCGACUAUGAAAUAGUAACUCGUCUUGAGGGGUUGAUCCAUUCUCAUCAGCAUCUUUGCUCUCCUUGUGCCUGCUUCAAGUGUCAGUGAAAGAAGAUAGACUCUUACAGCUUCUCCACUGGAUGCCUCCUUUCUUCCUACAAAUAAUAGUUAAAACAGCAGAAGUCCAGGUGGAUGUUCCAAAAGUUGACAUUUCGUUGGAGUUAAACUAUUGCCUACUCCGAGGAAAAAGAACAUUAUGAAAUACCAAUGAAGUACCUUAAUAAACAAUAUAAUUGGGUGAACAGCUUAAGGUCUCAGCAUCAAAACUGAAACAAAAUUCUCAUAAUCAUCAAAAAGUGGAAUCUCUCAGAUGCCUGAUAUUGAGCAGUGACUCCCUCUAUUCUAUAAGCUAUCCUGAGAGUGGAAGGGCAGAAGGAGGAAAAUCUUCUGUGAACAGAUAUUUCCAGAUGCAACAGAUCCUCUUAGAAUACAAGCGUAUGUGUCAAUGCGCUUUCUUUGUAAAACAAGAGAUAAGAUUAUUUCACAAGUAAUUGUCAAGUAAAUGACAAGUCACAGAACAGAUGUUCCUCUGUCUUCAGUUUUCCCAUGUAUAUAUAUAAUGUGCCUGUUUUGAGUCUGUGACAUGUAUAGGAAGUUCCCAAGAAUAUCAGUCCAUUUUUAAUAUGUUUACAAUAGUGAUUUAAAUAUUACAAGAGUCCUUUAAAAUUGCAUCCAAUUUUAACAUGUCAAAGAAUUACGAAAAUUUGAAGAAGAGUAUUAAGUUAGAACUUACAGUACUUGGAAGAAAUAUCACAUUGGCACAAUUAAACAGAUAAGAUUAGCACUUGGACAGCUAAA
Messenger RNA from Notechis scutatus (mainland tiger snake), 2780 nucleotides. Lineage: Eukaryota; Metazoa; Chordata; Lepidosauria; Squamata; Elapidae. The record is from RefSeq and is a predicted model, not a curated record.